CGGUUUCCAAUCCAUUGUACCAACAAAAUUGCGUUCUAAAAUCUACAUCAAAGGACAAAUUCAAAAAACACAAAGUAUAAUCGAAAUUUGAAACGUAAAAACAAUAAAAAGUGGCCAGUUUCUUGUGCGAGCAAAUAAAAACAAAACGAGUUUUCGUCUGUAAUAACUACGGGUUGUGUUGACAGGAUUGGUGGUAAUUAGUGAAGAUGAGUGACAAUAUUUUUUUGGGAUCUGAAAUUCUUUUAUACUUCGUGUGAAUUUGGCACGCGCCUUUUGUGACGCUUGUAUUUAGAUGGACGAACAAAAUGACGUUUGCAUGAGAAACUGAAUACGUGAAUGCGGAGAGAAAGAUAUAUGUAUUUCGGAUAGAAGAUGUUCUACAACUACAGCUCUACUUCUGAGGACUUAACAACCAUGAGGUGGCAUUCGUGAAAACGAACAUGGAUAAGAAUAAGAAGAAGAAUCACGUCAACGGGAAAUAUAAGAAAAAUGGUAAAUCUGACAACUACAGAGUCGAUGACGAUGUUCUUACGACUUGUUGCCUUUGCGUCAAGACCAAAAAGACUAAGAAGAACAAUUUAGUAGCUGGCUGUAUCACCAACCUUGGUAUAUUUGUCCUCCUUCUAGCUUACACUUUACUUGGAGCGUUUAUUUUUCUUGCCAUCGAAGGAACAGCAGCGAAAGUCCAUCAGAAAACACUUGCCACAACAUCUUAUCAGGCAGAAAACCAGAAGACUGUCCAAACACCUAAGCUUAAUGGGAGUAUCGCGCAGGCAAGUGCUGAAUUAAGAUCUCAGACAGUUGAAAGUAUUUGGGAGAUCACUGUAUCUUUGAACAUUUUAUAUAAAGAGAACUGGACUAGAUUAGCAGCUCAGGAGAUAGCGCGGUUCCAAGAGAAGUUGGUGGCUCGAGUGGCAGCGGAUGUUUCAGCUCAAUAUGGAGGAGCGAGGGCUUUGGAAUCUGCGCCAGCAUUGGUCAUCGACGAUUAUGAGUGGAACUUUGCGAAGGCUUUUCUUUAUUCUCUGACAGUUCUUACUACUAUAGGAUAUGGAAGCGUGGCUCCAAAAACUGCACUCGGGAAAGCUGUUACUAUUGGAUAUGCUGUUAUAGGUAUACCACUAACCCUACUCUAUUUAUCAGUUGUUGGAGCUCUGCUAUCAAGAUUGGCUCGAAGCGUUUUCAGCAGAGCACUAUGUUGCUGCCUAUGCACAAAAUGUGGAUUCUGUUGUCUUGAUGAACGAACAUUGGCCAGCAAAGAACGAAAGGAAAAAGUCAGAAGGCAAGAAGAAUAUACUCGGAGUCAAACACUGCACCUUCAAGAGCCAUAUUACGUAAGAUCACCAUCUGGAACAAUUAUCUCCGCGUCACAAGCACACAGCGUCAGCUCCAAUUCCAUAAAAGAAAAACCUCAAGGUCUUGGUUUUCUGAGAGACUGUGAUUCCACAAGUUGCACUGAUACAGAUUCUAAGGUCUCCUUACGUGGAUUUUCCAUUCUGGCCCCAGUUUCCCUAUGCCUUGUCGCAAUAUUUUCUUACAUAUUCUUCGGCGCUCUGAUUCUGUAUCAGCUUGAAGGAUGGAGUCCAAUCGAUGGGGUUUAUUUCUGCUUUAUGAGCCUCAGUACAAUUGGUUUUGGGCAUUUAGCUCCAGGAGCUACACAAAAGAAUGGAGCGUCUACUGGUACUGUAUGGUUCUGCUCGAUUUACAUCAUGACUGGCUUGGCUUUGACGGCAAUGUGCUUCAACGUUUUGCAUGAUGAAAUUGUUCACCGUUUGAGGCACCAUGAAAAAGUCUUGAAGGCGAAUCAGAAAGUUCUGACUCCGGAAUUCUUGCGCAGAUCUUGACGAGACGAAGGUAAUUUAUCUGAAGAAACGACGGUGUCAGAAGGGGAGUCGUUACCUGAAGUCUUGCAUCAUAUUUCAUCAAGAUUUAUAGGAGGAGCUGUAAGAAGAUCUGUUCAUACCUUUAAAGAAGAGAAUGAACCAGGUAGAACGACUCUUACGUAAAUUAUGCUAUUUCGUGUUGAGUGUUUUUUGGAGAAAUCUGAAAUUUUUUAUGUUAUCUUCGAGUCAAAGUUUGUAUGCCAAUUUUUUGUAGAUUUUUGAUACGGCAACGUUUUAAGCUAUGUUUUACACCCGGAGUAGAAGGUAAUAUAGUUGUCACACUCUAACCUAUAUUAUUUUCAUUAUUUAUAAUGUUUCGUUUGAAUGUAUUGUAUUUAGCCAAUUUUUUUAAUAAGUGUAGAUAUCUUAGAGGUACUAAUUGAAAUUAAUUUCGUACUUGCUUUACAAAAGUAACAAACUUGUACGUCAUUUAUUGAAGUGUAGUCUACAAGCAGGUACUCCUUUGUCACCGUUAUGCUGUUCUUGUUAAAUCGAUUCUUGAAUGCUGUCAUGCUGCUAUUCUUCAAAAUGCAAGAUCGUUGAGCUGUAUUCGUUUUUCCGUUUCUAUCAUACGACUCUCUGUCAGAAUAUAUGAAUGUCAAAAAAUCAGUUUGUAGAUGGACCGUGAGCAGGCUCAAAAGUGUUAACAAUUAUGUACCAGUUAAGUGAAAAAUGACUGACCACAUUUUAUUUGUAGGAUAUAAUUACUAAACAUUCUUAGAAUAGUAAAUAACCUUUUAUUAACGCGUUAAACUACACCUUAGCCAGUUUUCAAAAGCGCAUUUGCUAUUUAAAUUCAGGUAAUGUAAAGAAAACACAUUUUAUACUAAAUUUUUGAUAAAUAGACUUGUGUUAAUUGUUUUAAUAUAUUUUUUUAGAUAGAUGUUUUUAUUAUUGUUGAUUCAUAAAGCAAAUAUUGUACUGGCUUAUUGUUUUAUUCAAGUUGCAUACUUACGUAAAGUACUUUGCCACUGAAGUUUAUAAGUCGAAAAUCUGAAACCUAGAUCAAUGAAUAUUCUUAUAUAUUUUACAGGAAAUAAAGAUUCAAC
Messenger RNA from Hyposmocoma kahamanoa, 2929 nucleotides. Its product is annotated as potassium channel subfamily K member 18-like. Gene Ontology annotation, biological process: stabilization of membrane potential; potassium ion transmembrane transport. The transcript is spliced from 3 exons. The coding region runs from base 441 to 1841 and encodes 466 amino acids. Gene Ontology annotation, molecular function: potassium ion leak channel activity. The record is from RefSeq and is a predicted model, not a curated record. Gene Ontology annotation, cellular component: membrane. Lineage: Eukaryota; Metazoa; Arthropoda; Insecta; Lepidoptera; Cosmopterigidae.